This is a messenger RNA of Cercospora beticola, 3243 nucleotides long. RefSeq names its product bifunctional cytochrome P450/NADPH--P450 reductase. Gene Ontology annotation, molecular function: iron ion binding; NADPH-hemoprotein reductase activity; flavin adenine dinucleotide binding. The record is from RefSeq and is a predicted model, not a curated record. NCBI's taxonomy places the organism in Eukaryota, Fungi, Ascomycota, Dothideomycetes, Mycosphaerellales, Mycosphaerellaceae. Gene Ontology annotation, cellular component: cytosol.
AUGUCGUGUCCAGCUGCGACCCAGCAGCAGUCCGAGAAUGGCUGCCCAGUCACAAAAACUCACAGAGAUAGCAGCUCAAGAUGGAAGCCUUCCAAUUCACAAUUGCAAGAGAUACCACAGCCACCUCCACACUUGUUUGGUCUACUCGGAAACAUCCCGGACGUCGACUUCACAUAUAUCUUCAAAGAUAUCAACCGAUUUCAACAAAUAUACGGCCCGAUCAUCAAGCUGAAAUUCUUCCAAGAAGUUGUGUUCGUUGGGAGUCAAGAACUCGUCAACGAGGUCUGCGAUCUCAAACGCUUUAAUAAGCUUAUUGGCCGUGUUCUCCAAGAGGCUCGUGCGCUCGCUGGAGAUGGACUGUUCACUGCACAAAACGAGGAGCCCAACUGGGGCAAGGCACAUCGCAUGUUGAUUCCCACAUUUGGACCUUUCGGCAUCCAGAAAAUGUGGGGUGGCAUGCAAGACAUUGCCUCACAGAUGAUCCUCAAGUGGGAUCGACUCGGGCCCGACCACGAGAUCGAUUGUUCGGACGAUCUGACGCGACUUGCGUUCGACACGAUAGGCCUCUGUGCCUUCUCAUACCGCUUCAACCAGUUUUACUCAGAAGAAGUACACCCGUUUGCGACUCAAAUGUCAGAUGUCCUUGCAGAGAGUGGCAGGAAGGCUGGGCGACCACAACUCAUUCAAGCACUGUAUCGGAGAGCUGAACGGAAAAGAGUGGCGGACGUGCAAGCUAUGCACGCGCUCUGUGACGAAAUUGUGGCUGAUCGCAAGAAGCACCCACAACCAGACAACAAAGAUUUGUUGAAUGUGAUGCUCAACUCCAGAGAUCGGGAAACUGGAGAGGGACUUUCUGAUGAGAACAUUCGUUAUCAGCUUACCACAUUUUUGGUAGCGGGGCAUGAGACAACUUCCGCAACGCUCGCCUUCACGUAUUAUAACCUACUAAAGCAUCCCGAAGUCCUUCUCAAGGCUCAGACGAUUGUAGAUGAGGUUGUGGGCGACGAAGUUCUGACCUUGGAGCAUGUCCCUAAACUCGAAUAUAUCGACGCCUGCAUCAAAGAGACAUUGCGUCUGUCAUCGCCGAUCGGCGGAUUCACAGUUAGCUCCAAGACCGAUCAGAUCAUUGGGGGUAAAUACCUCAUACCCGCCAACACUCCUGUCACGGUGAACAACAGCGCCCUCCAUCGUGAUCCAGCUGUCUGGGGCGACGAUGCCGAAGAGUACAGACCAGAACGCUGGCUUAACGGAGCCUACGCGAAGCUGCCACCGAAUUGCUGGAAACCAUUCGGGAAUGGAAUGCGGGCAUGCAUUGGCCGUGCCUUUGCUGAACAGGAAAUGAUCAUGAACGUCGCAAUGGUUCUUCAGCGCUUCCAGCUUGAGAUGGCAGAUCCGUCCUACGAACUCCAAGUAAAAUCGACCCUGACGAUCAAGCCUGCCAAUUUCCGGAUGAAGGUCAAGCGCAGGCAAGGCAAGUCCGUCUAUGUUGGCAUCCCAGGUGGCGUUCAGAAGUCAGAUAAGAAGAGCGCGCACCCGAAAGUUGACGAACCAUUGCAAGCGAAGAGCGGCAAGCCUCUUUCCAUAUAUUUUGGUGGCAACUCAGGCACUUGUGAGGCCUUAGCGCAGGGCCUGGAGACAGCCGCUAAAGACCGAGGAUUCAAGACUUCCAUAUCCAGCCUUGACUCUGCCACGGAAGACAUCCCCACCGAUCGACCCGCUGUCUUCAUCACAUCAUCAUAUGAAGGACUUCCGCCGGACAACGCCAAGAAGUUUGUCACCUGGCUCGAAGGACUGAAACAAGACUCGCGCCCAUUGGCAAACGUGAAGUAUGCUGUUUUCGGUGUCGGAAAUUCUGAUUGGGCGACCACAUUCCAUCGCAUCCCCAAGCUCGUGGAUGAUUUCAUUGCGAAGGCUGGUGGCACACGAAUUGCGGAGCUGGGAACUUGCAAUGUAAAGACAGAUCUUAUCGGUCCCUGGGACGAAUGGUUGCACAAACUCAUGAGAACGCUCACAGCUGGCGACGGGGAUGCCGGCGAGCCACAUGAGCCUACAAUCAAAGCUACGCUUCAGCGCAGACCCUCAACUUCGGAUGGCGAAGCUCCCAAGUAUGGCACGAUCAUAGCCAACAAAGAGCUUGCAGGCACAGAGAUGGGACCAGCCAAACGUCAUAUCGAAGUGCAGCUGCCAGAGGACACUCCAUAUAUCGCUGGCGACUAUCUCGUCGUGCAGCCUCGCAACCCUCUGGCCUCAGUACAGCGGGUUACAAGGCUCUUCGAUCUCCAUGAGCACGAUCUAGUAUCCUUCAGUGGAACGUCCAAGAAGUUCCUACCUCAGGAGCCUACUUCUGUCCGCGAAUUUCUUUCAUCUGCAGUCGAGCUCGCGACUCCCAUCACUAAGCGCCAACUGGAGAUUGUAUCCCGACAUGCUCCUGGGAAUAAGAAAGACGCCUUGGCUCGUAUGGCAGACAACUACGACAAAAUCCUGGAGAAGCGGUACAGUGUCAUUGAUGUUCUCGAGGAGACGGGUACCACCAUUCCCUUCGAACAAUACGUCGACAUGCUUCAGGUCUUGGCGCCUCGCCAAUACAGCAUCUCAUCCUCGCCACUCGUGAGUCCCGACGCAGUCUCACUCACAAUCGAUGUUCACGAGUCACCCGCGCUGUCUGGACAAGGCGAAUUCCGGGGUGUCGCAUCCACAUACCUGGCUUCGAGAAGAUUAGGGGACAGGAUCACAUGCUUCGUUCGGCCCACACAAAUCGGUUUCCGCUUGCCACAACCGAAAACUCCUCUUAUCAUGUUCGCAGCUGGAACAGAUAUUGCGCCAAUGCGGGCCUUCUUGCAAGAGCGUUCCGCCAUUGCCCAGGCACAGGGCGCAGAUGUACUUGGCCCUGCAGUCCUGUGCUUCGGCUGUCGCCACAAAGACAAAGAUUACAUCUACCGCGAUGAACUCGAGAAUUGGGAAAAGCAAGGCAUCGUCAAGGUCCUAACAGCUUUCAGUAAGAUGGACGAUGGAGAGCACCGACGCUAUGUGCCAGAUUUGAUUGCUGAGCACAAAGAAGAGCUCUCCCAGAUGUUUAGAGACGGCGGCAAAGUCUUCCUUUGCGGUAGUGCUGCGAGACUGGGGAAGAGUGUUUCCGAGGCUUGCAUGAAACUUUAUGCUGAGGCUCGUGGAGUGACCAUGGAAGACGCAGAGAAGUGGUUGCAGAGCGUGAAGACUGAUCGAUAUGUGAGCGAUGUGUACUAA